GUCUUAUCCUUUCUUAUUUUUCCUGUUUCUUUUUUCUCCACCUUUUGGUUGAAGUUCCCUCUCAUUUGUCUUUCACUUUUUCUUCCCAACUUCCUUUUCAUUGUUUAUUCCUUUCCCUUUGAGAGAUGUUAUCCUUAUAUUCAUGUGGUUUUUUCCCCUCAUAUUCAUAAUCUGUUAUUCCACACAUUUUUUUUUUUCCACAAACCUCGGAUCCUUACUAGGGAGGGUUUUUUACUUUUUCAAUCAGCUCUACCUCUCAAUUUUAUGUAACUCAUUUUGUUGCAAUGGGCCUCUUCAUAAUUUUUUUUCCUCCCUAUCAUACUAUACUUUUUUUUUCUUUUUUUUUUUUUUUAAAUGCUGGUCAAGGAAUUUGCGGCUAUCAGUUCUGCAUCAUGCAUAUCUUCAUCGCUUGCUUGCACAAUACUUUAUUGUCUAGCUCAAGAGGCGUGUUGUCAUGCACUACACUUUUCCGCUGUUGCCGCAUUUGCAAGGCCCCAAGAAACAAAUCCCAUAAACAAAAUUGAAUUAUGUCUACCAACUUUUUUGUGUCUAAUAUUGUAUUUUUGUAAAGAGAGAUUACAGUUGUGCUAUGUUACAAUUGGCUGAUGGAUCAGUAAAGGCUUGCCUUCUCUAUCCACAACUUUCAAGAAAUAGGUGGGAU
Umbelopsis ramanniana AG is the source of this 661-nucleotide messenger RNA. RefSeq lists its product as uncharacterized. The record is from RefSeq and is a predicted model, not a curated record. Lineage: Eukaryota; Fungi; Mucoromycota; Umbelopsidomycetes; Umbelopsidales; Umbelopsidaceae. The transcript has a single exon. Bases 143 to 436 code for a protein of 97 amino acids.